AUGCGACAAAAGUGGCAACCAUUAAUCGGUGCGACCCACCUAUUACGAACGCGGGCCAAUGCACUGUCCGCCGAGCUGGCAAAGAAGCUCAAACCUCGACCGAUGUACGAGGAUUUGGCGCGAAAGUGUGAAGAAGUUGGUUUCGCUAUUGCUAAGACGCGGCGACUAACCUUGUCAAAAAGGGUUGAGUUGCGCCCCGUGUCAUCGAGCGACGAAGAGGAUAUUCACUGUGAUCCGGCGACCCUGUUUCGUUCUCUGGAGAGCUUUAUGGAUGAGGAUUUACCCCUCCAGGGGGUACCGGUUACUGUCGGCGAGUUUAUUCAUGGGAGAAUGGAAGCGCGUGCAAAGCGUCAUGCUGCAGCCGUGAGAAAUGUACCCUACCUCCACAAUACAAGAGCCCGGAUUUCGUCCCGUGUCUCCGGUAGAAGGACGUAUCCGUCCGUACUCACCUCCACCGCGCCCCCCGUCGACUUCCUGUCAGGGGACCUUCACCACCCCCGCCAGUGCGACCCGCCG
Messenger RNA from Mesorhabditis spiculigera, 516 nucleotides. Lineage: Eukaryota; Metazoa; Nematoda; Chromadorea; Rhabditida; Rhabditidae. The record is from the annotation of a GenBank genome assembly.